Messenger RNA from Linum trigynum, 1224 nucleotides. Lineage: Eukaryota; Viridiplantae; Streptophyta; Magnoliopsida; Malpighiales; Linaceae. The record is from the annotation of a GenBank genome assembly.
ACCAAAAUCAGAAACUUUCUUGUUGUAGUGAAGCUAGCUCUGCACUCCCCCAAGCAUUAUCUUCAGCGGUCGCUUUCUUCUCAGGUAUGGUUAAAAAACCUGCGACUUCCAUAACCUGCUCGUUUAUAUCGGCUGGCCCUAGUCAAUCACCUGUUAUGCAGCCUGAUCCACCCAUCUGUUCGAAGGAAUUUGCUUCCUUGGACGGGCUGCUAGGGUUCAAUAACACCGAAAAUUUAAUCUUGCCCCUGUCUCUGCAUGCCAGGUUACGACGAUGGCUCACGUGUCAGAGGAUCAGGUGGUUCAAUUCUCACUUGGAGAAGUCCAGUCAAACAAAUUUCGUGCUACCCGCACCCUUCUGGGCAGGCUGUUUACCACAGACCAGUUCACAAUGGUGGAGCUUCGGGAUGCGUUGCGUUCAGCCUGGCAGAUCAAGGGGUUGCUCAAGGUGUCGAAGACGCAACAUGACCUCUUUGAGAUCACAAUGCCGAAUGAAGAGGCUAAGAAAUGGGCUCUAAAUCGAAGUCCUUGGGUCAUCAAAGACAGAUUGCUUACCUUUGCGCUCCUGGACGUCAUCGAUUACCAAGGAAAUCUUUGACGGGUUGGCCAUUGCCCCAUUCCGUAUUCAGCUUUGGGGAGUUGAUGAAAUCUGUUGCACUAAGAGCUUUGGCCGUAAAUUUAUGGCCUCAACCUUUGGCCAGGUUUUGGAGUCGGCCAUGUUUGCUUGUAAAGACACGGUAGAGCGCUUCAUCAAAGUGCGUACGCUCAUCAACUUCACCAAACCUCUCCGAUCCCAACUUUUGGCGGUCAGUGAGGAGGUUGAGAGCUUCUGGGUGAGUCUUAAGUACGAACUACUGCCCAGCUUCUGCUACCACUGCGGCCGAGUAGGCCACCCGCGUCGGAUCUGUACUUUUGAUCCACCGCAGGGGAAAGAGCGUUUCGGCCCUCACAUGACAACAAAGAAAUUUGGAUGACAGCUCUAUGAGGAGGAUGGCAAAAAUCGUACUUUUCGGGGUUCAUGAAACUCGGUUUGGGUAAACCGGCAGGCUCGUGGUCCCAUGAUCGGUACGAUGGCACCUGAUGUAGGGGUGGGGUGGGAGGUCGUGGGCGAGCCCAGCAGCACGCCGUGCCUGACCACGGAAAGAAGGAGCUAGUUUUGCAGGCGGGAUGGGAGGUUUCGAGUCCAUCCAUGCCUAGACCCAGCUCGAAGAAAGGCCUCGUGCGUUC